AUGCAGGCUACAUUCACGGCUCUCAAUAUCGAACCGGACGAUCAAAUUGACGAUGAGGUCGACAACACCAAGGAACUACAGAUUGAAGAGGCUUUGAAGCUUUAUCAGGCGGCGCUGAAAUUACACUCCCAAGGGCCUGCCGCCUUUGCGCAAGCUGCGGAAGCUUAUACCAACCUUUUCAAGUCGGAAAUAUUUAGAUACCCAGAGACGAUUACAGAAUUUGACAGAAUUGACCAGAACCCCGAGCUGGAGCUUAUCGACCAUUCUUUCGUCGCUGAUACUAACCUUGGAGGGGCGGGCAUAGAUGAUGCACCUAGUACACUGCCACAGAUUCUCUAUCUUUCCUACAAGAACCAUGGUCAGUUUAUUCUGGAUUGUGUGAAAGGGCGACUCGCACACUCAGAGGCUGUAGGAGACGCGCUAUUAGACAAACCCUCCAUCGACUACCAAGCCAGAGCGGCGUUAAAUUACUUCACGUUGGCUUUAGUCAGUGAUCAAUCAGACACGGAGCUAUGGAGACGAGCUGCCAGGGUCGCGUCAACGUUAGGAAGUCGAAGUAUCGCGAGAUACUGUCUCGAGGCUGCGGUCGAGGUCGACGAUGACCCCACUGUUGCAGAAAUAGAUCCUGCGUCAUUGGAAGAAGGUUUCGCAGGAGAACAAUUGAAGGAGCAGCUUGAGGUCCUUGGAGAUGAGACCGCUUUAUCACAUCCCAUCAUGGGGCCUUUCCUCAAGAGAAAGAUGCCGGAAUAUUUGAGGAAAUAUGUUGAUCCAUAUCCAUUUUUGCCCGACUCUACGCGGGAACUAGAGUCCAAUACCGAACUGUCUGAGCCUCAUCGUGGAAUGAAUACUCGACAUGUUAUCAAAUCUCAAUUUCGCUCUUGGACUGCCAUUGGUGAUGUGCUUGUUGGGACUUACCUUUCACCUCUCGGGCUUUCGGGAACCGGAGUUUUACUCGAAGUGCCUAUGGAGCAAGACAUGGAGCCUGAGGUCGAAACGGUCGAAGACCAGAUCAUGAAAGACAUCGGAGCAAUGCAAUCACCAGCCGUUGAAAGCAGUGAACAGGCCGCUGCCACACCAGUCACCUCAAAAUCAGACGACACGCCGGUGCCAAUGGAGACCGAGGUUACAAUGACCACAAGUGUACCACUAAUGGACGAGCAACCUAGAGAAUUCAGCGCUGGUCUACCAAGCAGAAAAAGAUCCCAGUCGGCAGCUGGGAUUCGUGACACUACCGAGGAAGACAAUAGCACUCAGAAGCGAAGCAAACGUAUUAGAAACCGUGACAAUACAGAGGGCACGUUGGAUGCGACAGCUCAAUUCUCUGAGCAACUGCAAUUGUCCAUGAGAGCAGACGAAGAUGUCUUCAAAUUUGUUGGGGAUAUUCUGAGUAAAUUAGGUGUUGAUGAUCUCGGUACAUUUGCUGAUUUGCAGGUUGCUCUAUCUAACGAGGAUGCAUCAGACCGAACCGAAGUGGUUACGAAUACUGCCCUGAGAGACUUGCGCGAUAUUUUGAGAACGUGGGAUGAUCAGAAAGCAUCGACCUUCAUUAAUGGUAAUGCUGCAGACAUUUUGGGGUCCUCUGCUGCCAGCGCAAAUGCUGGUCUUGCUGCAUUUCUCGAGCAGUCUAAGACGGGACCUCAAAAAGCAAGCAAUUUUCCUUCUUUUUCAGAGUCUGAGGGCUUGACAUCUUUUAUCGCUAAAGUCGAGUCUUCAUGGCUUCCUCUUCAGGAUGUCAUGUACGAAUGGGCUCUCGCGGUUGUGCAAACUUAUCGAUCCACUCUGUGGCCCGAGGAUUUGAAGGUGGCAGUAGUACGAAUCAUAAGCUUUGGAGACGCCGAUAUAUUCAUCCGAUUUCAAGAAGAAAUAGAGACCACAAGGAAGAUGAGUGAUGGCAUGAAACUUCAAAUACUGGAAGAAUUAGCUCAAACUAUGUUUGAGCUCCAUCUCGACAUUUAUUCUCGGAUCACAAACCCAAACAGUAUUGUUCACUAUGAAACGCGCGUUAUGGCGAAAGACCGCUUAGACAGAUGGGCCGAUCUUACCACUGAUGUUAUACGGUCACGAAACUGCGAAGCGAAUGAUGAAAUAUCCUUGAGAUACAUGUGGGCUUCUGUAUUUUAUGCUACCAUGGCUGAUAAUGUCUCCCGAGAGCAUAAGGUACUCUGCUGGACCGAUAUGAAAGCACUUUUGGAGGGGUCGGGCAAGGCACCUAUAGAAUUGCAAAACAAUGCUGUAAUGCCAGAAAUCUCAGUUGACGCUGCCGAACGGGAAGUUUCCAGAUUGACGACCAUGGACUUCUUCUUCAAUCUCUUCCAGACAGAUAAAUCAGACCCGAUCGCCAUCAUAGAGACUUUGGAGCCAGUGCUGGACCCUGAAUCUGCCUGUGCGCCAGUGGAGUCUGCUGGCGAUGCGUCUUCAACCGCCGAUACUAUCGACGGUACGCCUGCGGCGCUUAAAGAUAUGUGGAAGUUCUUGAAGAGCGGGAGCACGUCUCUACGAUUGUUUCUUUGGCAAAGACUUCGCGAUGCGUAUUCCGGCAUUGGUUACAACACCAAAGUAUUUUCAUGCCAUUUGAAAAGUAUAGAGAUUAUUGUCGAUGAUCUUCGAGGGGAAGACUAUGUUGACAGUGCCGAUGAACCACGACGGCAUAAACUGUUAACUUGGCUUAAAGCUUUGGACGACUUGUUGGUCAAAGCAUUAACAAUCGCGUUAAAUGAUGCAGCUUCAUGCUUCGAGAUCAUUGACGAGAGGCAUCUGAAGACAACAUCUGCUGCGAUUGCACAAUUAAGUCGAGUACUACAUUCCGCGGCGCUUUUCGAUGAUGAGGUACGGGUUGGAAUGACACCGCUGCCCCAAACACCGGCAUACUCUGCCCAAGGAUCUUUCAAUGGGUUCCUUACCAAGCUUCGUGAGAUGCAAGUCCGGGCGUGGGCCUUGCAAUACACCAUGGUCAAGGAGUCGAUGGCACAAAACCCAGAAAUGUUUCUUACCGCCAAUGACCAUCUCGCAGAUUUCUUGGCUUUAGUACACUAUUGUCUUGGGAUCCGUAAAUGCUGCAAGGUUUCCAAUAAGAUCUUCCUCAAGAUGAUGAAGGUCGAAAUGAUCAGACUCAAAGAAGUUGACAAAUGGGAAGACUACCUUGGACAGGUACUUUUUGAUUUAUACGGCAUUCGCCUCGGAGUUGGGACAUACCUUCUGGAAGAUCACGGCUGCCCAACUGAAGCCCUCGAUAGACGUACCGUCAUGAACAUCGCUGAUCAAGUCAUCUCUUUGGCAACGGCAAUGCCAGUGAAGGAUCUUCUGAAGCAUGAGCUUCGAUCCACGAUUGAAAAGAUGCAAACGGCGGUUGGUCCUGCAAAACCUGUUCCUCAAAUGCAACAUAAUCUCCGGAAUUAUACUGAAAUGUUGAGGACCUCGAUCCGUCCUUUGGACAUGUACAAAUCUUUACGAGGUCAAAUUCAGGUUGAUUCUCUGCCAGUAUCUACAUCAGAAAGUCCUCUAGCAGAUAAAGGAUGGUACUUCUUGCUUGGUAUGAUAGCAUUGACCAAGUUCAAAUCUCAGAAGCGACUCGGUCCCGGAACACAACUGGAUGACAUGCGCGUUGCUGCCACUUUUAUGAGGUUGCAGCUACAAUUUAGUUCGGAGGAUUGGGAAACGUGGUUCAGACUGGCGCAGUGCUUUGACUCAGAAUUAGAGGAGGAAGUUCUGUGGAGUGCUGAUAAAAUCAACAACCACCGAGCAGAACUUGUCAAGCUACAACGUGGGGCCAUUCAUAGUUAUAUGAUGGCGCUCUCUACCUCAGUUCGUUGUGCUGAUGAUACAGUCGCUACGGCGUCGAAGCUCUCAGAUAUGUAUUACGAAUUCGGCGUGCGACUGUAUGCUUCUUCCAGAGAACCGUUCGGUAUGGAAGCCUUCUGGGUUGACGGGUUCGAAAAACAUAUGAGUGGCUCUAUGGGCAUGUACAAACGUCCGUUACAUGAAGAAAUGAGUCGGUAUCGUGUUUGGAAAUUUGCGGCAACGCUGUUCAGAAAAGCCAUGGCUGACAAACCGAAGUACUGGAUGAACCACUACAUGUUGGGUAAAUGUCUUUGGAAGAUGUAUCGUAAGGCGAGCGACGAAUUUGACCCAGCAGUUCAAGCAACCAAACCGAGUGUCGAUGCUGUACUGGCUGCUUUUGUAAAAGCAAUCAAGACUGUGCCUAAACCUCGUGAUGGUCGGCAGGAACCAAUACUAGAGCCGCAUUACAAACUAGUAUCUGUUGUCCACAAACUUGUGUUGAUGGGAGCUAUGCCUCCCCAGGCCGGUGCUGAUCUGCUACAGCAACAGCCAUACGCCUAUUCGAAGGGAGAAGCUGUGGUCAUCAGUAGCCCAGCCGAAUGGGAGCCAUUUAUACUGGGUACUAUGAAACACCUACGCAAUGCAGACAAACAGCAUUGGCAUCAUCGUAUGGUAGCUCGUGUCGCUGGCAUUUUGUACGACGAGGAGCAACCUGACUACAAUCAAGCUCUUGCAGCUAGAAAUGAGUUUCGCGAAUCUAUCUUCACAAAGACUAUGCAUAUCCAAGUAUGGAAGCCAGAUGCGGAGAGAGCUGGCCGUCAUUGCGUUUAUAUGGAGCGCUAUGUUCGAUACAUUUGCAAGGUGCUUCUAAUUCUGAACGACAAAGCAAAUAUGGAUGCAUUGGCGAAACGAGUGCGGAAGAAGCCACAAGAAUUCUUCCAGUUUUCUGUUGUAUGGAAUGAAGUGUGCACAACUUAUCUCCGACUUAUCCGGAAAAAGGGUGAUAUACCGCCCAACAUGGACGAAGUGUUCAAAGGCAUUCCCAGUGAGGAGUUUGAUAUGCUUGCUGUUCGCCUUGCAGAGUGGGUAGCUAACCCGACAAUGGACCACCCAGCGCUGGAAGCCCUUCGCGAUAGCUAUGAGCUCAAAAAGCUGAAUGCAAACCAGAUGAAGCCGGCGCCAAUAGAUGAUUUGAUAAAUGACUCCUUUGCGGUCUUAUACACUCAAAUCGCAAAAGAUCUCCCUGGCCCAGAUCCGACACUUGCACGUGCCCAAGUAGACGGCGAAUCUGGAAGUGGUAACCCACGGCCAAUGGGUCCAAUGAGUCUCAACAAUCUUGUUAUGGACAUGGGUAAUGGCACACAAAUUCCUGUACCCGUGACUUUUGCUGGUUCAGAGCCUUCACGUCCUCGAAAGGUCGGUAUCAGUCGUCGGGAGGUUCUACGUCGUGCAGAGGUAGUCGUUGCUCGAAUGCCAGAGGCAGCCCGAGCUGCUGCUUCCGCGUCUGCGCGGCCACAAGCAGCGCAAGCCAGCAUUAUCCCUGGAUCUAAUGUUACCGCUGACCCCGAAGACGCUGACACCCCGGAUGACCGCAAAGAUGGGUCAGAUGGGCAAGAUGUCGAGCAGCCUGACCAAGAUCAUGACAAGUCAAUUGAUAACGAGCAAGAGGAAGAACAAGAAGAAGAUGGUGGUGAGGAACAAGAUCAAGACGAGAUCGAUGAAGAUCAGCCAGCAGGUGCUGAUACCAAGGAACCAAGUGAAUCAGCUAGGGGUAGUGUUCAUGACUCUGCGGAUGACGAAAGCGAUCUCAGCGAUGUUCCUGAUAUGGAAGAUAUAGAUGAGGCUCGACUUUUCCCCGAUCUGGUACGCCCACGUGUGGAUAACCACGAAGAUGAUCACGAAGAAGGAGAUGAUGGUAGUGAGGAGGAAGACGAGGAAGAAGAGGAAGAGGAGGAUGGGGAGGAAGCUGAGGAGGCGGAAGAGGAAGAGGAAGGGGAAGGGGAGGAGGGUGAUGAAAUGGAGACAUGA
Molecule: messenger RNA, 5805 nt
Organism: Glarea lozoyensis ATCC 20868
Lineage: Eukaryota; Fungi; Ascomycota; Leotiomycetes; Helotiales; Helotiaceae
Product: TPR-like protein
Exons: 3
Coding region: 1-5805 (1934 amino acids)
Biological process (GO): chromatin organization
Cellular component (GO): HIR complex; nucleus
Molecular function (GO): protein binding; nucleosome binding
Source: RefSeq, a predicted model, not a curated record